Dicentrarchus labrax (European seabass) is the source of this 2571-nucleotide messenger RNA. Its product is annotated as protein CutA homolog. Gene Ontology annotation, molecular function: copper ion binding. The record is from RefSeq and is a predicted model, not a curated record. Gene Ontology annotation, biological process: response to metal ion. NCBI's taxonomy places the organism in Eukaryota, Metazoa, Chordata, Actinopteri, Moronidae. Bases 247 to 759 code for a protein of 170 amino acids. The transcript has 6 exons.
UUUAUCCCUGCCUUUGACCAUCCGACCUACAGUACCUGUCAACACAAUGCACUUCUCCUGUAAAGGUACUUUUUUUUAGAAUGUGAGGCGCCAGCGAAGCAGCUGUUUAAGGAAGCGGUUGUAAAGAAAAAAAUAAAAAAUGGCGGAACACUAAUUGUCCCCGGAGAACGUCUGAGAGGGGGGUUUAUAAACGAAGUUGAGCACAGUUUGUCCCUCUUAUUAUCAGCAACCGGCCGGACUCUGGGAAUGACAUUUGUUGCCACUUACAGGAUGGAGUGGCUGUUCCCGCGGUGCCAUAAAGAGGCUGUCUUCUACUCUGUAUUUCGCUCUGUGCUGCUCAUGUUAUGUUUGCUCCUGGUCCUGUCCGUGUCCAUGUACCCUGGGUUGUGGUCCAUUGGGGUCCAGCUUCAUUCAGCCCUCACGGGGAGCUAUGUACCAGGCCACCACUCUGUCCUUCUCAUCAACAGUCCCAAUGAGCAGGCAGCCAAGGACAUUGGCAGGGCAAUCAUGGAGAGGCGGCUGGCAGCCAGUAUUAACAUUCUCUCCAGGACCUCCACAAUGUACUACUGGAAAGGCGAAAUCCAGGAUGCAAGUGAAAUUCUCAUGCUGGUGAAAACAAAGACCUCGAGGAUCCAGCAACUCAUAGACUGUGUGAGGUUCUUCCACCCUUAUGCAAACCCAGAAGUCCUCAGCUUCCGGGUGGAGGACGGCAGUCUGGCUUACAUGAAGUGGAUGGAUGAAGCAAUUCCAGAUGACUGAUACAUCAUUAAAAUCAAAGCCAAUCUCUGUAUGGACAGCAGCCGAACAAGGAAGCUGAGCCAUGUUCACAGGCUGUUGUUUGAAGGCUUUGGAUUUAAGGGUACCGCUAUGAUGUUCUCAGUUAACUCUCACUCGUAAAACUGACUUAGCAUGGCUUAAUCUGACCACGAACAAAGUUUUAAAAAUGGAUGACAAAUUAAAAAGCCUGUCGUAGAGUAAAUAUGAGUGAGAGUCCAAAAUGUACAAAAUAAUAGACAAAAUGGAGGAAUCACCUCUCUAUCUGAUGUAUUAUUUACCCACACCUCAUUUUAUACAUUGUUUCAACACUUAUACAGAUAACACUUACCUUUAAUAGCAAUGAUCUUUGAGUAAUUUGCAUUUGAUGAAACAUGCUCUCUUGUCCUGCUUUUUUAAUGUAUUCAUUUAAGAUUAUCACUCUUUUAGGUAGCCAUUAAGGUUUGCCUUUAAGGCAUGUUUAAUAAGUAAUAGUUUGUGCUGAUCAUAUGGUACAUCACAAGGUAUAUUGUAGCCAUGUACUGCCUGUCGUUGAACAUAUCAUUGUCUAUACUGUAACAUAUCCUUUUACUAUAUUUAUUGUUAUGAAUUCAAAAGUCAAACGAUUUUGUAAAGCUGUGAUCAAAGACACGUAAGCCUUCCAAAAGAAACCUGAUCAGCAAUUCUCAGAAGGACAGGACAUGAGAGCGAUCUACAUGCACCUACAGUUCGAUAGGUUAUUGAUCUGUCAGGUUGUAGAAGAUUUCCUUUAUUGAAGCAAAAGACGCAGUAAGCGACACGUAACUGUUUGCUAUGUGUGCUGUAUUUAUGUUUAAUUAGUUGCUGGUCUGCUCCAAGUUAGCUCAGCUUGGACCAAUAAAACAUUUACUGCCACCUUGUAUAACCACAAAUAAAGCUACACAGAGUUACUGAGAAUAAAUUAACAGAUAUGAAGGAUAGCAUUUGGCAGCAUUGUGCCAGUUGACCCGGUCUCCCACUUGUAUUUCUAAUCACUUAAUUAUAAACUGUUUUCAUUGUUUUGUUUGUAUCUUGAAGAACUGGUGCUGAUCUGAGCAGGUCUCCCCUGGAUAACAAAUCCUUGAUCUCCGCAGGAGUAGUCUCGCAAAAAUAAAUCUUUAAUUGGAUAAUGAAAACACACUAAUUUGGUAAUCAGCUCACACUUUCACAUCUUGAGACCAUCACAGGUCUUAUUAUCUGAUAACAGGAGAUGUGGUACAUGACCACAGAGAUGGCGCAUACAUUUUGUUGAAUUCUAUUAUUAUGCCUGUACAUUUUCUGUUAUUUAAAUUUCAAAAGAAACUUCAGUAUUCUGAAAUACAACAGAUCUGCCAGUUAUACCAUGCCAUAUUUGUUGUUAUACAGGUCAGCCAUGCAUGCUUACCUCUAACAAAAAUACACACUAAGCCUCAGUCUGCAGAAAGCGGUUCCGGCAUGAGGCCCCAACAAAGGAACUGCAGACAUGGUUUAGUCGGGUGUUGUGUCUAUGGAGCCAAAAUAAUCCUCCCGAUCAGGUCCAGAGACCAGGUCAUUUGGUGGCAGUGUGUGUGUGUGUGUGUGUGUGUAUGUGUGUGUGUGUGUGUGUGUGUGUGUGUGUGUAGGGGGGGGGGUGUCUUUUGCGUCAAUGCUUAUGUAUCCAUUCACGUCAGUGUGUAUGUACAGGAUGUGUGUACAAGCCAUGUUUAAAUAUGCCAUACAUACUUAAAGGUACUUGCGUGCCUUUGUAAGUAGCUAUGACCAACUGGUGAACAAUGACAUGUGAAAUAAAUAUUGCAAUUCAUCAUUGCAAAAAGUGAAAAA